AUGGAGUGGGUGUAUUGGUGGUGUGGGUGUUCUGGGGGGGUUAUUGCGGUAGCGGGGGCUGGAGUGGGUGAGCUUCGGGUUGUUGCGGUGGUGGGGGCGUGGGACCGGGUGUGGGAAGAAAAGCACAGGGAGGGUGGGGCUGGUGCGGGGUGGUGGGGUGCGGGGAUUUCACGGGGUGGGGUGACGCGCCGCUAUGGCGGAGCGUUAGGGAGGGGGUGGGUGUGUUUUCGUGGGUUUGGCGGGGGGGUGGGGGUGUGGGUAGAGUUGAUGUUUGGGUGGGUGUGGGAACUCCAGUGGUGGUUCGGCUCGGUGGAGGAGGGUGGUAGGGGAAGGGGGGGUGCAUCCGGGCGGUGGGUAGGAGGUAUGGCUUGCACAAGGUGUGGAGUGUGGGGGUGGGCGUACGGGUGGGCGAGUGUGGGGAGUGUUGUGGUGUUAGGGGUUUUGGUGGUGUACGAGAGGGGGUUGGCGAGUAGGGACGGGGGGGAGGGGGCGGGUGUUGGUUUGAGUGAAAGGGUGGGAGGAAGGGUUGGUGGUGGGGGUGGCCGUUAUAGGGGAGUGGGGGACUGUUGGGUUGUGUUGGGGAUGUGGGAAGGGGGGGUAGGGGGUGGGAUGUCGGGUGGGGGCAUGCGUCGCCUUGGGGAGAAAGGUCGAGUGGAGUGGUGUGGGAGGGGUAGGGUGGUCUGGGUGCUUGCUGGGUGGGGGUGGUUGGUGUGGGUGGUCUACGUACGAAUUGGUGGGAAGGAGGGGGAGUGGGGGCGGGCACGUAAUGUGGAUGGGGUUGGCGGAGACGUUCCUGGGGGGUUGGUGGUUUUGCUUAAAUUAGUGGUUGUGGUUGGUGGGGGUGAAGGGAAGGGCGGAGUAGUGGGGGAGGAGUGGUUGGGGGGUGGGUGGGGUUUUGUGGGCAAAGGUGGGGCGGGUCGGGGGGGGCUUAAGUUUGGCGGAGUAGGGGUUAAGGUGAGGUAUGGGGGGGGGAAGGUGGUUUGCGGAAUGGGGUGA
Knipowitschia caucasica is the source of this 996-nucleotide messenger RNA. NCBI's taxonomy places the organism in Eukaryota, Metazoa, Chordata, Actinopteri, Gobiiformes, Gobiidae. The record is from the annotation of a GenBank genome assembly.